AAGUUUUGCGGGCCGGGUGCCGUGGUGCUCAUGCUGCCGGCCGGCUGCUCGCGCGGGCUCGUGGCCGAGCUGCAGCACGCCCUGGACACCUGCGCCGAGCGGCAGCGGGAGCUGGAGCAGAGCCUGCGCAUAUCCCGGCGGCUGCUGCGUGCAUGGGACCCUGUCGACUGCCCCGCUCCGGAAGCAACCCCAGGGUGCAAAACUGACCAAGAGCCCCCGACUCCAGCAUGCACGCCCAGCCCCCGGGAGCUGGAGGAGCUGCAGCUUCUGACCCAGGCGCUGGAGAAGGCAGCCCGCGUGCGGAGAGGCGCCUCCCGGCCCGGAGCGAGAGACAGGGCGCCCCGCCAGAAGGCAGGCUGCACCGCGGCCCCCGGCCGGCCAGGCCUCCGGGCAGCAGGGAGCAAGCCACCCCGGGACGGCCGCCAGCCUCCCCUGCCCAGCAGGACCGCUGAGCACAGGCCCCCGCGGGCCAGCCCUGCAGAGACCCCGGGCCCCCAAGCUUUCACGCUGAAGGACAAGGGGACCCUGCUGCGCCUGCCCGCGGCCUUCAGGACAGCGGCCUCCGCCAACUCCCGCCUGUGGGCCGAGCUGAAGUCCCAGGCCAGUGGGCACGCGGAUGCCGCCAGCGCCAGGGCCCAGUUCCUCCGGCAGAUGCCGCCUGCAACAGAUUCGGGCGCGGAGCCCGGCGCGGCGGAGGUGCGGCGCCUGCGCAAGGCCUGCUCGCUGCUGCGGCUGCGCCUGGGCCAGGAGCUCGCGGCAGGCCCCGCGGAGCCGAGGCAGGAGUACCGGCGCCUGCUCACGCUGGAGGGGCUGCGGGACGCGGCCGGCAGCUGUCUGCGCCGGCUGCAGGAGCUGCGCGCCGCCGCUGCCGAGCCUCGGCCGGAAGGGACAGCUGCCGGGGGCCCUGCCCGCUGCGGAGGGGAAGCUCAGCCGCCCUGGGACCCCCAGCUGCUUGUCUACUCCAGCCCGCGGGAGCUGCAGACCCUGGCCGCCCUGCGGCUGCACGUGGCCAUGCUGGACCAGCAGCUGCACCUCCAGGAGGUCCUGAUGGCGCAGCUCCUGCCCCUGCUGCGUGCCCAGCAGCCCUCGGGGCCCCCUGGGUUGGUGCUGUACCGGGCCGCACACAGCCUGCUCUGCGAGGGGGGCGAAUGCUUUGUGUCCACCCUGAGGGACGAGCCUGCCGACUGAGCCCGACGACGACCACGCAGCUCCGUGCAGCAGCUGGCAGAGCAGGGCUGGCCCUGUGGGCACUGGGAGGCAGAGCCCCGAGGGUCUCCCAGCCCUGUUCUCUCUCUCACUACUUAAAGCCACCAUGUCAGCACCGCCUUGAAGAGUGUCUGCGCUUCCGUCCUGGGAGGGCCCUGCUGGCUGUUUUCUUUCUUUUUGUUUCUCUGGAACAUGUUGGGGGCACAGAGAAAGCGCAGGGGCUAAGGUCCUUGCCUUGCAGGGGGCUCACCUGAGUCUGAAUCCCACCAUUGCCUACAGUCCCCAGCACUGCCUGAUGUGACCCCUCCCCCAAAACAAGCCAACCCACUGGGGCCUGAAACAGUAGCGGAAAUGUCUCCAGCACCAGUGUAGGCCCCGAGCACUGCCAGGGCUCACUCCUGGGCACAGAGCCCAUCUCUUCUCUGUGGAGGUGGAGGGGGCCUGAGGCCACCCCCAGUACCUAGAGCUUCCCCACGCUCCACAGGCACAAAAGCCACAUGCCUGCCCAUAGGUGGUCG
This is a messenger RNA of Sorex araneus (European shrew), 1724 nucleotides long. It is a transcript of the gene TEDC2, whose product is annotated as tubulin epsilon and delta complex 2. The coding region runs from base 31 to 1188 and encodes 385 amino acids. The transcript is spliced from 10 exons. NCBI's taxonomy places the organism in Eukaryota, Metazoa, Chordata, Mammalia, Eulipotyphla, Soricidae. The record is from RefSeq and is a predicted model, not a curated record.